UGACUGUCAUUGUUGGUACUACUAGCGUUAGCAUUUCAUCAAAAAGUAUGUUUUGUCGUACGUUUUGUUUUUCGUAAGGACGCCGAGUAGCAACGAAAGAAAAUAGACGGAAGAGAAUUUUAAACGACCUUAUUGCAAUAUAUUCGAAUUGCACUGUUUGAUCUCCUAAUUAAAUCGUUCUUCAAUUUGUUUGGGAUAUUCGCGAGCACGCGAGGUGUUAAUUGUAAUUCGAAUUUAAAAUAUAAGCGUCGAUUGGUCGAUUGAAAGUGAACGUUUGUUGCAAAGAUGCACAAAAAUCGGGAGAAUUUCCAAAUGGAUUAUUCUUCUUUCCGGACGGAAGUCUCUAAACGGAGGAGGUCCGCUGCCACCAGGGAAUUAACGAAAAUAGCGUAUUCCGCGCCGAGUAGCGUGGUUUCCUUGGCAGAGGGAAUGCCGAACGAAGAAACGUUCCCUUUCACAGAAAUUUCCAUCAAACUUAACGAUGGAUCGUCGUUCGUUCUCAACGAAAGGGAACUUGCCGCUGCUUUGCAAUAUAUCCCUACACAAGGCUACCCACCGUUACUUCAGAGCCUGAGGGAGUUCCAGAGAAGGAUGCACGCACCUCCCUUGUGGGAAAGCCGCGACAUUGUGAUCGUCUCCGGAGCUCAGGACGGAUUAAGCAAAACUCUCGAGGCUAUAAUCGGCCCUGGUGAUCCUCUUCUGGUGCACGAUCCGUUUUAUCCUGGUGUGGAAAGUGUGGUCGCCCCCCACAAGGCGGAGCUGAUCGCCAUUCCCCAGGACGAGCAAGGCGUCGAUCCGGAAAUUCUCAGGGAAACUCUGAGGAACAGGCAGCUCUCGGGGAAGAAAAUGCCGAAGAUAAUGUACAUAAACGCCACUGGGUCGAAUCCCACUGGCGUUGUUAUCUCCCUGGAAAGGCGGAAGGAGAUCUACAGGAUAGCCUGCGAGUACAACUUCCUGAUCAUCGACGACGAUCCUUACCAGUUCUUGCACUUCGAAGACACGGAACCAAAGUCAUUCCUGUCGCUGGACACAGAAGGUCGUGUGAUCAGGUUGGAUUCCUUCUCGAAAGUUUUGAGCAGCGGUCUCAGAUUAGGAUUCAUCACGGCUGCAGCGCCACUGAUAGCGAGCAUAGAGCUCCAUUUGCAGAGCAGCCACCUUCACGCCCCAACGUUAUCCCAGGUGAUACUGUACAAGCUGAUGAAAAUUUGGGGAUACGACAAACUGAUGGACCACUUUAUGAUGAUUAGGUGUUUCUACAAACAGCGCAGGGACAUUAUCUCAGCCUUGGCUGAGAAACAUUUGCAUGGCCUGGCAGAAUUCUCGGUGCCAAGCGGGGGCUUCUUCCUGUGGAUCAAAGUGCACGGGAUCGAGGACACUUGGAAGAUGAUCAUGCAAGGGGGAGUCAAGAUAGGCGUCAUUAUGGCGCCUGGCGCAGCGUUCAUGACGGAUCCCAGCAAACCUUGCAACGCUAUUAGGGCGAGCUUUUCCAAGGCGACUUACGAAGAAAUGGAUCUGGCGCUGAAGAGGUUGGCACAGCUGAUCAGAUCGGAGCUGGAUCUGCUGAAUAAGUACUCAAUAAUGAAUGGCAAUACGUUGUCUUAGCAGUAGUAUUACAAUCUACUAAGUAGCAUAUUUAGUAUUUUUGACAUUACCAUCGACUAGUACGGAACUACGGUGUUUGAUAGAAACACCAUGCGUUGGUAAGGACGGAAUCUUUUUAUGGAACGACGGAAACUUAUCAACUAACAUAGAAAACUAGUUUUACCACUGAUGGUAAAACUCCAAAAAAUAUUUGUUGACCAGUCCUUUAGAGGACGUCGUGGACCAAAGUUUCGGUUUUGAUUUAAUAUUUAUAAUUGCGUAUUUAAAAUUUUUUUAUCAUUUAAUACGACGAAACCAAAUUGGCGAUAUUUCACGAUAAUCCUGAUGGAUUCAUCCCUUCAUCACAUCAAGUGUUCAUUAGUGUCAUAUUCAUCUUAGCCUUUAAGUAAGCGCGUGGUGAUCAGCCAAACUGAUCACUUUUGUCUGUUUCAUUUUUUACAUUUUUAUUUUUGACCUGUAGAUAAUGUAUUUAAUUUUUCUCAAGCGAUUAUUAUCAUACAGUAAGAUAUUACAUUUUCCAGUGAUGGUUUACUCGAGGGUUGUUAGCGAUGCAAACUUCGUACGUACUUAAUUAUUAUAGAAGUUUAUUGUUAUUCGUCGUUGGCACGUGUAUUUAUCACGACUUGUUGUAAAAAUUAUCAUUUUGUAAUAAAAUCGCGUCGAUUGUA
Hylaeus volcanicus is the source of this 2270-nucleotide messenger RNA. Its product is annotated as kynurenine/alpha-aminoadipate aminotransferase, mitochondrial-like. Gene Ontology annotation, molecular function: L-kynurenine:2-oxoglutarate transaminase activity; pyridoxal phosphate binding. NCBI's taxonomy places the organism in Eukaryota, Metazoa, Arthropoda, Insecta, Hymenoptera, Colletidae. The transcript is spliced from 8 exons. The coding region runs from base 286 to 1602 and encodes 438 amino acids. The record is from RefSeq and is a predicted model, not a curated record. Gene Ontology annotation, biological process: biosynthetic process.